Salpingoeca rosetta is the source of this 1013-nucleotide messenger RNA. RefSeq names its product spermidine synthase. The record is from RefSeq and is a predicted model, not a curated record. Gene Ontology annotation, cellular component: cytosol. The coding region runs from base 86 to 958 and encodes 290 amino acids. Gene Ontology annotation, biological process: spermidine biosynthetic process. Gene Ontology annotation, molecular function: spermidine synthase activity. NCBI's taxonomy places the organism in Eukaryota, Choanoflagellata, Craspedida, Salpingoecidae. The transcript is spliced from 4 exons.
UCUGAACAGGACCACGUUGCUUGCUUGUUGUUUCUCUCUCUCGGCUUUCAUUGGUGCUCUCGUGCCGAACAACCCAAACAGCAAGAUGGAUGCGAUGAAGAAAGGGUGGUUCUCUGAGCUGAGCCCGGAGAUGUGGCCUGGCCAGUGCAUGUCGCUGGAGUAUGAGAAAGUGCUGGAGGACAUCAAGUCGGAUUACCAGCACAUUGUCGUCUUCAAGAGCAAGACGUAUGGAAAUGUGCUCGUGCUGGACGGCGUGAUCCAAAUUACAGAACGGGACGAAUGCGGCUACCAGGAGAUGAUCACACACUUGCCCAUGUUCUGCCAUCCAAACCCCGAGCGCGUGCUCAUCAUCGGCGGCGGCGACGGCGGCGUGCUGCGCGAGGUCUUGCGCCACCCCUGCGUCAAGGAAGUCACCCAGUGCGAGAUUGACGGCAAGGUCAUCGAGCUGUCCAAGAAGCACUUGCCCGGCAUUGCCUCCUGCUUUGACGAUCCGCGCGCUAACGUCAUUGUCGGGGACGGCUUCAAGUUCAUGAAGGAGCACGAGGGCUCCUUCGACGUCAUCAUCACAGACUCCUCAGACCCAAUCGGCCCUGCGUCCUCGCUCUUUGAGAAGGAAUACUACCAUCUCAUGAAGACAGCCCUCCGCCCCGGCGGCAUUGUCUGCUCACAAGGGGAGUGUGUGUGGCUGCAUCUUGACUUGAUCAAGUCCAUGCAGGACUUCUGCAAGGAGCUGUACCCGACUGUUGGUUACGCGUACGCGACUGUGCCCACCUACCCAAGUGGACAGAUUGGCUUCACCCUCUGCAGCCUCGACGACUCGGCAGACCUUGCCCACCCAUGCCGCACACUCACGCAGGAGCAGGUGCAGGAGAUGGGUCUCCAGUACUACAACACAGACGUGCACACCGCAGCCUUUGUUCUUCCGCAGUUUGCACGCAAGAAGCUCGCCUCAGAUUAGGCAACGGCCGACACACACACACACACACACACACACACACACACACACACACACA